AUGCGCUCUCUCCUGCCAAGUCACUGCAUCACUACACACCCACACGCACGCAUAGAGAAAUGCGUUGUGUCUUAUUCCUCUCUCGCUCUGACCAGCGCCACGCCAUUCGGAAUACGCGUUAUUAUGGUCAGUGCGGGUCUGUGCGCGCCAGUUCGCUUCACGGCUGCGCAGGCGCGUGCGCCUUUGUUCAGUCGCUACAUGAAUGCCAUGAGCGCCGCGUUCCUCCUGUUCACUAUCAGUCCAUGUCUCGCCAUGUCCUCUUCCUCCGCCAGCCGCCGCUUUCUGCCGCUUCCCUCCAUCCCCACCCCUCCAUCACUGGUGCACGCACGCACCCAUACGAACUGGACCGCUUUCAGUGCUUUGGAAGAGGUCGAACACACACACGCACACACAGACACAGACACACCUGCUUAUCUGUAUUCGCCGCACACGCGAACCGGCUUGUGUAGCCAUCCUAAUCACCAUCAGUGCCUCAUCCAUCACUCGCAGCUUAGUUGUGGUUCCCCACCAACCUCAAUUCCCUUCCCCAGCACCAUUGCUUGUCCUCCCUCACUCCAUCUUGUGCGCAUCAUCCAUCAUCGGCAGUGUCCAUCCCUCUCUCUCCUCACCCCCGGCACCGCCAUGGCGACCUCCACUAGCGUCUUUACCGAGUUUGCACGUGAGUGGGGUGGUCUCCUGGCAAAAGACUCAUCGGCGUCGAUGGAUCAUCUCUUCAGCGCAUACGCGAGGCUGAAAGAGGCGAAUGAAGUUGCUAGGAGCGGCAGCAGCAGCAGUGAGGGUAGCGGCGAGUCGCCGCUCGGCUCUCCUGUCGCGUCCAUUGAGGACUUCACCGACGUCUGGGCUGCAUCCAAGCGCGCGAACAAGGAGUGGGAGGCUACGUGCAUGGUGCGCAGCAUACGCCGUUCCAUCGGCGGCUCCGUUACCCAGACCCAGCUGAUGCUUUCCAUGCUCUGCUGGGCCGCCAUGCUGCGACAACAGGAGCAGAGAUUCUUCAAAGAGUUCCUUGCACAAGUACGCGAGAUAAUUCACCGUGCUGCUCUGCGCUGCACCGCCUCCGAUUAUGACGAGGGCUCAGAAUCGAUCUACGAGGAAGUUGCAUUUUGCGUCGCUCUCGAGCUCCUUGGGUGGCACGACAGCUUGCUGAUCUGCCACCAGCGUGCCAUGGCCUCUUCCCCACCUCUGCGCACCGAGGACGACGUCCUGCUCUUUACCCGAAAGGUAGCCCAAGAGCUCGUAUCGACCCUCAGUCCACGGCGAUACAGCACAGACAGCACGCCCGCCAUAAUCACCCGCUCGUCGGCGGCGAGCAGCACGCUGGAGCAUGAGCCGCCCGCGCCUACCGCCGUGGCCGAUACCAGGAGCGAAGCGAUGGCGGGAAACGGGGUUGUCGUCGUCUCAGGGAGGCGGUCGCCAUCCAAGGAGGGUGUACCAUCAUUGUUGCGGCGCCCUGGCGAGCACGCGCACGCGGUCGGACGAAGUGACACGGUCAUAUCCAUCGCAGUCCCCUUCCUCUCCCCCAGGAAUACCGUAGACACCCGAAAACCGCGGCAGAUAGCUUGCGACACGCUAAGCACGGGUGCGACUCCCUUGCCGACGCCCGCGAGUUCGCCGAUGAGAGAAUCGCCUGCACCAACCGUAGCUUCCACUCACCGCUCAUCCGCCGCCGUCGCAGCCGACUCUCCAUACAAGGAGUUCGAGAGAGCUCUGCGGGAGAUGUGUUCCCCUCUCACCCGCCCUUCUGCUUGUCAGGAGAAUCCGCCACACAAGAGGGAUGGCGCACGCAGCACGGCCGCGCCCUUAAGCAAAUUAUUACGCACCAAGCUGAAGAUGGGUAAAGAAGAUAAGGGUGGCGCUGUGCUUUAG
Molecule: messenger RNA, 1863 nt
Organism: Leishmania mexicana MHOM/GT/2001/U1103
Lineage: Eukaryota; Euglenozoa; Kinetoplastea; Trypanosomatida; Trypanosomatidae
Exons: 1
Coding region: 1-1863 (620 amino acids)
Source: RefSeq, a predicted model, not a curated record